Molecule: messenger RNA, 2352 nt
Organism: Fibroporia radiculosa
Lineage: Eukaryota; Fungi; Basidiomycota; Agaricomycetes; Polyporales; Fibroporiaceae
Exons: 3
Coding region: 1-2352 (783 amino acids)
Molecular function (GO): protein binding
Source: RefSeq, a predicted model, not a curated record
AUGGCCCACAGUUAUCAUCAUUCUGUAGAUACUCUUCUUGAAAAGGUUAAGCGUCAUCCUCAAUACUAUCUGAACGGCGGGGACGCUCACUUCCUGGUGGAGAACCAGUUGUUUCGUGUACAUCGUUACUUCUUUGAACGAGAGUCGGCAUGGUUUCGUGAAAAAUUCUCGGCGGCUGCACCUCCUGGCCAGGGUCCAAAGGGUGCUUCGGAUGCGAGUCCCUUCACGCUCGACGACGUCCAAGCCGAGGACUUUGCGCGAUUUCUUUGGGUGUUCUACAAUCCAAAAUAUUCAAUAUACGACGCAACUGUAGAUGACUGGUCCACUAUCCUCAAGCUAGCCUUUGACUGGCGAUUUGCUGAGGUCAAGAAGCUCUGCUGUCGUGAGCUGGAGAAGUUUGUGAUUCCCGCUGUGCGGAAAAUUGAGCUCUACCAGGCGUACGAGCUCGACAAGCGAUUGUUGAUUCCUUCGUACAUUGCUAUGACCGUACGACCAGAGCCGUUGUCCCUACAGGAGGGUCGUCACCUUGGCCUCGAGACUGUCCUUCUCAUUGCGAGAGCUCGUGAGAUGGCACGAGGGAAGCCAGAGGGAAGUGGACUGAUCAGUCCUGGACCGGUCACGGUCGAGGAUGAAGACAUGCACAAUGUUAUCAAGGAGGUUUUUGGCCUCAGAGGUGGCCCUCCUUCCCCUUCCUUAACCCCCCGGGCAGACGUCACCAACGCAUCUCCUUUCACCAGUCCUUCAAAGAGUGGCAAGAUUCCGGCUUCUCAUGAGCUCGCGAUAUCGCCUAGACGGCUCAGCUUCGCUGCUGCGUCGGUGGUCUCGUCUGAGACUGCUGUUAACGCGGUCCUUGGGCCCGAACUCUCGGCCACUGCACCCCCGCCUGCGUCUGCCACCACUCCCGCUGCUCCGCCCGCUUCGGUGUCGGCUUCAGCCUCGGCUGCUGAUACAGAGAAGCAAAAGGAUGCGGCGGUGGCGUCUGCUAAGUCUCCAGGUCAAUCCGAGUCAAUGUCUACUCGUCUUUCGUUGAGAACCCCACUGAAGUCCAUAUUUACAACGCAGGAACAGGCCCCGCACCAUCAGGACCAACAGGGGCAAAGCCCAAAGACGACAAGGUCAAGGACUCCGGAGGAGCGAACGGUACCGCUAAUAAGAACGCCAAUAGUAACAAGAUCGACAGGCUCGAUACCGCAGCAGCAACCGCCAGCACCGCAGCUAGAAAUGGGCCUCCAACCGGAGGACCAGCACCUGGCGCCAAUGCCGAUGCAGCCAACAGUCCCAAAGGAAACGUCAAAACAAAAGCGGGCGAGGGAGAAGGCGGCAAGACAGGCGAAGGAGAGGUUGGAAAAGGAGAGGGCGAUGGAAAGACAGGGGAGACGCGACCAGAGACUCCCACUGGAGGGAAAAACAAACCCAAGAGGAAUGGGAGAUAGUAGUGGAUCGCAAACGCCGGCACGUAGUAUCAGUACAGGCGCAUUGAACACUCCUACAGUCGAUAUCGCAAAUCCUGUUGACGAUGCGCUUGGUGCCGAUGCUGGAACUGAGACGCACGAGACGAGUAUGUCGCCAGACGGUGAUGCCAGUACCAAUGUAGAGACCAAUACCAAUGCCUUGGUGGAUGGCCAUGUCACGGAGAGCGGUGAUGCAGCGCAGACGGCGGGAGUUGCCUCUGAGGAGAGCGAGCAGCCCAGUGCCGACGGCAAAAGCAACAUAGCAGCGGCGGAGAACAAUACGCGCGGCGCGUCUACCCCAGCCGAUGCGCGCGUCGGAGCGGGAGGCGAGGCAGCGCCCGAUGGGACCGAGGCUACGUGCCAGAACGAGGCUGAUGGCUCGGGCACACGAGCCAGCGAGGCAGAGCUAGCCGACCCUCGUGCUGAUGCGCAUGCCGGCGUAGAAGGUACCGCCGGGAGCGCAGCAGGAGCAACCGGUACCGCCGUGUCGGACGGACAGCAGCCCGCUGGAGCCGGUGAGAACGAAGAGCAGCAGACCGGGAUGGCGACAGAGACGCACGACUCGGAGACGCAGGCCGGCACAGGAGAAAAUACGGGCAGUGGAUGGAAGAGUUCCAGUUCGGUGGGCAGUAAUGAAUCCUGGGUCAGCGUUGAUGCGCCGCCCGCAGGGGGUUCCCCAGUCUUGGUCCCGGUUGGCGAUACGGAGCCAGUACAGAGCGAGGAAGGAGCACUAGAGGAUACUGUCGCUGGGUAUGAUGCACAGACAGAAACAGCAGUGGCCAGCGGCGAUGAGGAGACGCAAGACAACAACAAAGACAGCAAUGUUGACCCCAAUAUCGAAGCUUGGGACUUUGAUGAUGAUACCGAAACCGAAGCAACUGUAGGACUAUUAAUCUCGUAA